This is a messenger RNA of Microsporum canis CBS 113480, 1761 nucleotides long. Its product is annotated as alternative NADH-dehydrogenase. NCBI's taxonomy places the organism in Eukaryota, Fungi, Ascomycota, Eurotiomycetes, Onygenales, Arthrodermataceae. Gene Ontology annotation, molecular function: NADH dehydrogenase activity. The record is from RefSeq and is a predicted model, not a curated record. The transcript is spliced from 5 exons. The coding region runs from base 1 to 1761 and encodes 586 amino acids.
AUGGCUACGAGAGCUUCGGGGAGGUUGUUGCUGCUGUCCCGGCCAGGCCGGCACUUCUCGUCAUCGCCAGCUUUGCGCCGCGCGCUCUGCACUCUGCCGCCAGCAACGAGACAUCAAUUGCAUCAUGGAAUAUCGCUGCUGAAUGGCCCUGCACGGUCUACGAAGCUGGCUGUCGGAAAUGGCUUUCGAAGAAGCUACGCUGACGCCGUCGUGCCUCCCACUGUCUCAUCAUCACUACAGCCUCCUCCACCACCACCGAAGCGGAAGAGGUUUCGGUUCUUCAGAUGGACUUGGCGGUUGAUAUUACUGUCUAUACUGGGGACUACUGGAUGGGCGGUAUACAAUGUAUACCAGCACCGGAAUCCAGCAGACCAGGUUCCACCAGACCCUGACAAGAAAACACUCGUCAUUCUAGGAACCGGAUGGGGCUCUGUAUCUCUCCUGAAGAAACUUGAUACCGAAAACUACAAUGUCGUCGUCAUCUCACCGCGAAAUUUCUUCUUGUUUACUCCCCUUCUGCCAUCAUGUACCACUGGUUUGAUAGAGCAUCGUUCGAUCAUGGAGCCCAUCAGGAACAUUCUCCGCCAUAAAAAAGCUACCGUCAAGUACUAUGAGGCCAAGGCGACCAAGAUAGACCAUGAAAACCGAGUUGUACACAUCAGUGACGAAUCGGAGAUCAAGGGUGAUACCUCUCACACACAGGUUCCCUUUGAUCUCCUCGUUGUCGGAGUUGGAGCUCAGAACGCUACUUUCGAAGUUGGUGAUGCUCAAAAGAUUAGAACCCGUAUUAUGGACUGCGUUGAGACCGCCAUAUUCAAAGAUCAGACGCAGGAUGAGAUCAAGAGGCUUCUACAUAUGGUUGUGGUAGGCGGUGGCCCAACUGGUGUCGAGUUUGCUGGUGAGCUGCAGGAUUUCUUCAACGAAGACCUAAGAAAAUGGAUACCAGAUAUCAAGGACAGCUUCCACGUCACCCUAGUUGAAGCUCUUCCCAAUGUCCUUCCCAUGUUCUCCAAACAGUUGAUCGACUACACAGAAUCCACAUUCAAGGAGGAGGCCAUCACCAUUCGAACUGGUACCAUGGUCAAGAGUGUCACUGAUAAGUAUAUUGAAGCUCAGGUCACUAAACCAGAUGGCUCCAAGGAGAUCGAAAAAAUCCCAUACGGCCUUCUUGUCUGGGCCACCGGCAACGCAGUGCGGGAUGUGGUCCGUGACCUCAUGAACCAAAUACCAGCACAGAAGAAAUCUCGCCGUGGCUUAGCCGUGAACGAGUACCUCGUCGUGAACGGAACCGAAAAUAUCUGGGCUGUGGGAGAUUGUGCCAUCACCAACUAUGCUCCAACUGCCCAGGUAGCGAGCCAGGAAGGUGCCUUCUUAGCUAGGCUGUUUAACACUAUGGCUAAGACAGACAAUAUUGAAAAAGAGCUCAGUCAACUAUCAGUUGCGCAAUCGGAGGCCAAGGACGACACAGAUCGCAACAAGGUAUUAGAUGAGAUCAGAGCCUUGCAACAACAACUGAGACGAACUAGACAAGUUGGCCCUUUCCAGUACUCUCACCAGGGAAGUCUGGCCUAUAUUGGUAAAGAACGUGCUGUGGCAGAUAUCAGCUGGUUGAGCGGCAACAUUGCCAGUGGUGGAACCCUGACCUAUCUUUUCUGGAGAAGUGCCUAUCUUAGCAUGUGCUUUAGCACACGCAACCGUGUCCUCGUGGUCGUUGACUGGCUCAAGGCGAAACUCUUCGGCCGUGAUGUCUCCCGAGAAUAA